AUGGUUGCUAGACAAAAGACCAUAAGAAUAAGCGUUGUCGGCGAUUCGGGAUCAGGGAAGUCAACCCUUCUUCAGAAGCUUAUACAAUCACAUAGCGAAAAUGAAGACAUCACAGUAGAUAAAGAGGCAUUUAGAGGAAUGGUCAAACUUAGAGAUGGCCAAUCCUGUAAUCUAAAUAUACUAGAUACCGAGGAUAACGAUAAUUUGGAAGAAGCAUGCGCUGAUAUAAAUAAUGAUGUCUUAUUGUUAACAUACUGUAUCAACCAGGAUGCGAGCUACAAUAACUUGUUUUUGAGGUGUAGUGCCAUCAAAGAACAAAGGGAAAAUGGCAAGCUAUGGUCAAAAAUAUUGGUUGUUGGAACAAAAGCGGAUUGUGAGAACUCUAGGCAAGUUCCUGAAGGUUCCGGCGAGAAACUGAUGAAAUCAUUUGGCUUGGACGGAAGCAUUGAAUGUAGCAGCUUUUCAGGUUACAAUAUUAAUGAAUUGUUUGAAGAAACUAUUAGACUUGCCCUAGAAAAGCAUAAUGAAGAUGAGGAAAGAGGCUUAACCAAUGCUAACGGGACUUUGGAAAAGUCCGGAGAUGAAGGAGAAGGAAGCACUAAGAAUCAUGAUGCCAGCCAGGCUGCGGUUUAUGUGGAUAAUGGACAAGUGUGUACUUGUUGUGCAAUAAUGUGA
Messenger RNA from Brettanomyces bruxellensis, 675 nucleotides. RefSeq lists its product as uncharacterized. The coding region runs from base 1 to 675 and encodes 224 amino acids. Lineage: Eukaryota; Fungi; Ascomycota; Pichiomycetes; Pichiales; Pichiaceae. The transcript has 2 exons. The record is from RefSeq and is a predicted model, not a curated record. Gene Ontology annotation, molecular function: GTPase activity; GTP binding; GDP binding. Gene Ontology annotation, biological process: signal transduction. Gene Ontology annotation, cellular component: plasma membrane.